AUGGCGCUCAAAUCUCAAGUGUCGCGCCUGAUGGCAGACCUUCCUCCGAUUCUUCAUUUCGGCGACUCGUUAAUGAAGCCACUUAUCGGUAUACUGUUAUCUGUACUAUUUGUCUGGGUGGUUCGAGCAAUCUAUAGACCUCCGAAAAAUAGGAGUCUACGAGUGUUCAAGGUCAAGGCUAACAAUGUGGUCGAAGUUCUGGAGGAAGCUCAUCGGCAGUGCCCUAAUGAACCUUUCAUGCUCUCGCUCCCUGGAAUGGAUAUGGCUGUACUCCCCGCGUCAGAAACGGAGACGAUUCGAAGCCUCCCAGAGACACAGGUUUCCAUCAAGAAGCAUCACUACGAUGUUUUCCUGGGCGAGUAUACAUACAUGGGCACCAAAGCAGACGAGUUCGACAGUGCUAUGCGUAACGUACUUACUCGAAAUACACCAACAGUACUGGCAUCUUUUGCCGCCGAGGUGGAUUACGCUGUAACCCAGAAUAUCGGACCUUGCGAAGACUGGACCUCUAUCAAACCGCGGUAUGCCAUGUCACGUAUAGCAUCUCUGAUGUCUGGGAGAGCUUUUGUGGGUUUGCCAUUGAGUCGCGACGAAGAAUGGGUUGAAGCUACUGUCAACUACACGCAGACAGUGUCCUGGGCCUGGAUGAUCUUACAUAUUCUACCCCAACCUCUCCGCUAUCUUGUUGCUCCUAUUCUACCUCCCGUUAGGAAACUAAAGAGGCAGCGGACUAUUAAUGAGCAAAAGCUCACCCCGCUUCUCAUUGAGAGGGAUACACACAGUCAAUGGCACCAAGACAACGCGGCCGGCAAAGUCAAAGGCGGUAAGGAGCCAGGAGGCGACAUGCUGGAUUGGUUCAUGUCCCAAUACUCCCAUCCUCCAUCCAUCAAAGAGCUAGGACGAGACCAGCUUCUGGCCACUUUCGCAUCAAUCUACAACCUCAGCAAUGCCCUGAGUUAUAUCGUUUUCGACUUGGCUGCCACAAGUCCUGAGGACAUUGAAGCCAUGAGACAGGAGGUAAUCGAUGUCCUAGGUGGUUCAGACGGGGUGAUUGACAAAAACUCCCUUGUCAAACUCCGCAAGCUUGAUAGCUUCGCCAAGGAAUCCCAGAGGCUCAGUCCUCCGUCAUUAGUGAACAUUCCACGAAUCGUCACAGACCCAAAGGGACUGAGGACCUCUACAGGGCAUCUCAUCCCCACAGGGACCCGUAUGACCAUCAACAGCCAUGCAAUUAACAACGACCCGAACAUCUACCGGGAGCCUGGGAAAUUUGACCCAUUUCGGUUUUCUAGACUCCGAGAACUUCCGGGGAACGAACUCAAGUUUCAACACGCCUCGACCGGGCUGGAUAAUAUCAACUUCGGACACGGCCUGUGGGCCUGCCCUGGACGUUUCUUUGCCAGCGCGGAGAUCAAGGUAAUCUUGGCACACCUGCUAAUGCGCUACGAUAUCAAACAUAAGCCAGACGCGAAAAGAAGCUGGCAGAAGCAUUAUGGACUGGCAAUCCUUCCAGAUAGCGAGGCCGAAGUACUCUUCAAAAUCAGAACCCAGUAG
Thyridium curvatum is the source of this 1554-nucleotide messenger RNA. RefSeq lists its product as uncharacterized. Gene Ontology annotation, molecular function: monooxygenase activity; oxidoreductase activity, acting on paired donors, with incorporation or reduction of molecular oxygen; heme binding. Bases 1 to 1554 code for a protein of 517 amino acids. The transcript is spliced from 4 exons. The record is from RefSeq and is a predicted model, not a curated record. NCBI's taxonomy places the organism in Eukaryota, Fungi, Ascomycota, Sordariomycetes, Thyridiales, Thyridiaceae.